Eurypyga helias (sunbittern) is the source of this 452-nucleotide messenger RNA. RefSeq names its product polymerase (RNA) II (DNA directed) polypeptide D (gene POLR2D). Gene Ontology annotation, cellular component: RNA polymerase II, core complex; P-body. The transcript is spliced from 3 exons. Gene Ontology annotation, biological process: nuclear-transcribed mRNA catabolic process, deadenylation-dependent decay; positive regulation of translational initiation; mRNA export from nucleus in response to heat stress. The record is from RefSeq and is a predicted model, not a curated record. The annotation marks the transcript as partial. Lineage: Eukaryota; Metazoa; Chordata; Aves; Eurypygiformes; Eurypygidae. Gene Ontology annotation, molecular function: nucleotide binding; translation initiation factor binding.
AAUUUGAAACUGCGGAAACUCUUCUGAAUUCAGAAGUACAUAUGCUUCUUGAGCAUCGUAAGCAACAGAACGAGAGUGCGGAAGAUGAGCAGGAGCUUUCGGAAGUCUUCAUGAAAACCUUGAACUACACGGCUCGCUUCAGCCGCUUCAAAAACCGCGAAACCAUUGCCAGUGUCCGUAGUUUGCUGCUCCAGAAAAAGCUCCAUAAAUUUGAAUUGGCAUGUUUGGCUAACCUGUGUCCUGAGACAGCUGAGGAAGCGAAAGCUUUGAUUCCUAGCCUGGAGGGCCGAUUUGAAGAUGAGGAAUUGCAGCAGAUUCUUGAUGACAUUCAGACUAAACGCAGCUUCCAGUAUUAAGGUUCACCCUUAACUCCCCUUCAUCUGAACAGAAAAACCUGGGAACUUUGUUUCUCAGCCCCCUGGACCAAUCCAGCCCCCAGCUGAGUAAGGGGA